GGGGUCAAGAGAGAUGGUUCCUCCAGUAAUUUAUAAGUAUCGGCGAAGGAGAGGACGGAGACUCGGAAGGGACUAUGAUGAUACUCGUGGGGUCUCGCCUAACCAUUUAAUCGAUAGACCCAACUCCAAUGUAAGUGAUGAGAGUCGCUCGUUUGGUUUAUUUAAUGAGGAUGAUGUUAGAGUUUGCGUUGAUGAUGAUGAUACCGAAAUUAGAGAUGGUUCUGCUCAUUUGAUGGAGAAGGAAGAAAGCAACAGUUUAGAUGAUUUGUUGUCUGAGUUCACUUAUAAAGGUGUGAGGAGGAAGACAUGUAAUGGGUUUGGAAGUAAAACCAGAAGGGGUCUUGUUACUUCAGGUAACACUGUAAAGGAACAAGCUUUUGAAUCUCCGACUCAAGUAAGAAGAAUUUCUCCAUACUUCCAGGGAUUAUUAACUGUUUCAGGACAGCACAAACAAGGGUGUGAUUCUGUUAGUGUUUCUUCUCAAAGUGGAAGCAAUUAUAGGAAAGGAUGUAGCAAAGCUCAAGCUACAGUCCGAAAAUUUUCUCCAUACUUCCAGAGACCAACUGUUUCAGAACAGCCAAAUCCACCAAGAGAUUUGCGUCAAUAUUUUAAAGUUGAAAAAGUUUCAAGAUAUUUCCACCAAGUAAAUGAAUUACAAAAGGAGAGAUCACGAAGAGUGAGGAAAACUCCUGUUAUGAGCCCUUCACUCUCUCAAUGUCAGAAGACUGAUGAUGCAUACCUGCGGAAGACGCUGGAUAACACAUGGGUGCCUCCACGGUCUCCAUGUAAUCUGCUUCAAGAAGAUCAUUGGCAUGAUCCAUGGCGGGUGCUGGUCAUAUGUAUGCUUCUCAACAGAACUUCUGGUGCACAGACGCGAGUAGUGAUAUCAGACUUGUUUGAGCUCUGUCCUAAUGCAAAGACUACAACAGAAGUUGAAGAAAAAGAGAUAGAGACUCUGAUCAAACCUCUUGGGUUACAGAAGAAGAGAGCCAAAAUGAUACAACGGUUUUCUCUCGAGUAUCAUCAAGAGAGCUGGACUCAUGUCACUCAACUGCACGGCGUUGGAAAGUAUGCAGCUGAUGCAUAUGCAAUAUUCUGUAAUGGGAAGUGGGAUUGUGUGAAACCUGAUGAUCAUAUGCUAAAUUAUUACUGGGAAUUCCUUAGAAUUCGUUAUAGAUUAUGAGUGGGAUGAUACAAGUAUAUAUUGUGCUCUCCUUUUUUGGUGUAGAUCAAUGUUGAAAAGUUGUAAAUGAUAGAGAGAUCUUGUCCAAGAGUUUGUUAAACUUUGUAAUAUGUUUUGAAAUUAUAUGGGGUUUGUAAUACGUGACAAAGUCAACAAGAAAGAAUCUAAAUCUCAAGUUUAC
Messenger RNA from Eruca vesicaria subsp. sativa (arugula), 1364 nucleotides. Lineage: Eukaryota; Viridiplantae; Streptophyta; Magnoliopsida; Brassicales; Brassicaceae. The record is from the annotation of a GenBank genome assembly.